AUGCAGAGGCUGCUUGUUCAUGGCGCGAGGGGCAUCGGUUGCUCCUCCAGGGGUUUGGUGGGCGAUUCCUCUGUCAUGCCUGCAGUAGGCAACGGCGUCCUGCUGCCCAGGUAUCACUCAACCGAGAAACACGAUGACAGCGACACUACACUGGGCGAAAUCGGAGAGAAAGCGAGGACAACGGCAGAGGAGUUCCUGAAGAUUGCCAAGGAGAAGACCGAGGAGGUCACCGAAGAAGCAAAGGAAACAGCGCACGAGACCAAGGAAGCGGUGCUCGGGGAGUCCGGCGACGAGAAGGAGUCGUUCAAGCAGAGGGUCGAGCAGGGGAGGUACCACCAGAAAUAG
Molecule: messenger RNA, 345 nt
Organism: Lolium rigidum
Lineage: Eukaryota; Viridiplantae; Streptophyta; Magnoliopsida; Poales; Poaceae
Exons: 2
Coding region: 1-345 (114 amino acids)
Source: RefSeq, a predicted model, not a curated record